UAGAAAUAUAGGUCACUGAUUGGCUGAUAACUGUAGAAGAGUGACCAAUGACUGAGAGCUUUUCUCUGAGGCUCGGUAUGAUGUGCCAAAGGUCAAUCAUGGCAUGGCCGACUGUUGUCAGUAAGCUUCUACAGUACAGCAGUAUCUGCAAUAUCAACCGUGCAACAAAUGCGUUAUAUAGGACAUCUGCACACCUGUCCAGACAGGGUACCACAAAAACAUCUUCACCAUCAGGAGGACUUGGACCAAGUGGAGACAUUUCAGAUGUUUCAGUUUCAAACUUGCCCAUCUAUGGCUCAGAAUCGCAGGAUUCCCCUGGAAGUGACAGGGAGAUAAAGGCACUAGCGAAGAGAUUUGGCGUGGACACCAGUGACACUGAGCACAGGACUAGUCAGCUUACGCCAUUCCUGACUCCAUCACAACUUGCUGAGAGGAGGGAAGUGCCAGAAAGACCUUUUGAUGGAAGGAGGACAACACUUAAAGAAGACUGGGAAUACUUCGUGAAGUGGUUCAAGAUAACAUUUAAUGAACUUCACUAUUGGUUUGAGAUGAAGCUUGUGAGAGAUGGCCGAAAGCUGCUCCUUAGAAAUAGCCUGACAUCCUGGUACAUUACGCAGUUCAACACAGAGAUUGCAGUGGCCUUGUGGGUGCUACAGCUGCGAGGAGCAGUGCGCUACAAGAACCAGGAGGAGUGGCACAGAGGUAACUACAGGAAGCUCCCGGUCAGGCAGCUGAUAGAGGAGACUGUGGAGGCAGUGGACCUCAGUGGGACGGACAUCUCCUUCAACGGGCUAUCCAACCUUGAACUGUUGGAUGACAUGACAGAGCUGAGACUUGCAGACUGCCCCUAUGUAGAUGACUUCUGCCUGUCCAAGCUGCACGAGUUCAGUGGGAAGCUUGUUUACCUGGACAUCAGCAGGUGUCCACUUGUAACGGAGAGAGGACUCUCAUCUCUUCACAAUGUCAGGAGCCUGCAGGUUGUUAAGAUGGAAGAAAUGCCCAAAGUGAAGUACAAGGAACUGAUAGCACUGAUGAUGGAGGAGGUGAUGCCAUGGUGCAAGUUUGAGGGUGUGGACUAUGUGGAAAAGGCAGCAAAGUUGGGCAUCAAGAUGGAUCUCUCAGCAUUGGAAAAUAAGGAUGUGAAACUUCUGGACAAGCCAACAGAAAAAGUGGAAGAAAAGGCAGAAGGAAAAGAUCAGCAAGAGGCUACAUCUACAUCCACAGCUGCAGCUUAGAGCCUUAGAUAGUUUUUAGUUCAAUCUCCUUUGGGGAUAAAUAUCAAGUGGCAACUAAAAAGAUUUGUGACAUGACAAUUGAAUAUGUUAUAUGUAGCAGAUUUAUGAUAGUGU
Messenger RNA from Branchiostoma floridae (Florida lancelet), 1349 nucleotides. RefSeq lists its product as uncharacterized. The record is from RefSeq and is a predicted model, not a curated record. NCBI's taxonomy places the organism in Eukaryota, Metazoa, Chordata, Leptocardii, Amphioxiformes, Branchiostomatidae. The transcript is spliced from 5 exons. The coding region runs from base 48 to 1235 and encodes 395 amino acids.